Messenger RNA from Oncorhynchus masou masou (cherry salmon), 6663 nucleotides. RefSeq names its product relaxin receptor 2-like. Gene Ontology annotation, molecular function: G protein-coupled peptide receptor activity; protein binding. Gene Ontology annotation, biological process: hormone-mediated signaling pathway; activation of adenylate cyclase activity; adenylate cyclase-activating G protein-coupled receptor signaling pathway. The transcript has 25 exons. Gene Ontology annotation, cellular component: plasma membrane. The record is from RefSeq and is a predicted model, not a curated record. NCBI's taxonomy places the organism in Eukaryota, Metazoa, Chordata, Actinopteri, Salmoniformes, Salmonidae. The coding region runs from base 37 to 3180 and encodes 1047 amino acids.
UAUGGGACUGGCUGUUUCUGUCACCGCUUCUCUGUCAUGUUCGUUACCGGCAGAGUUUCCGACCAUGGAUCGCGGACCCUGGAUCCCAAAACAAGGACCAUGAGACCCGGUAAACUUCCCAUACCGAGACUAGAUGCACUACUGGCAAUUCUGCUGCUCCUGCAACUGGCUGAAACGACAACAAAUGCUGCAGCGAUGGUGUCCAGCAGGACGGCAGUAGAGAGCAGUUGUCCUCUGGGGCAAUUCCCCUGUGGCAACGUGACGGUGUGUCUGCACCAGGCUCUGCAGUGUGAUGGACACAGAGACUGCCCCAAUGGAGCCGACGAGGAAAACUGUGGGGACAACAGCGGAUGGGCGGACAUCUUUGAUCGAACCGUCAAAAAGGCCGAACAACAGGACCUGCCACCAGAAGACUGCUUCUUGCAGCAGUACCCACAGCGUUGUGACUGUAUCAAGACAGAACUGGACUGUGUGGAAGUCAACCUACAUGACGUUCCUCAAGUCUCCACCAACGUCACCUGGCUGUCUCUGAAGAGUAACAAGAUAAAGAGCUUGUCUGACAACAUCUUCUCCAAAUACGCACACCUGCAGAGACUGUUCCUACAGAACAACAGCAUUCAGACAAUCUCCAGUGAAGCCUUCAGUGGACUCUACAAACUAGAGAAACUGUUUCUUAGUGUCAACUCCAUUUCAUCUCUCAAACUGGGUGUGUUCAGUGAUCUCCGUAAUCUAUGGUGGCUUGUGUUGGAUCAUAACCCUUUGAAAAGUAUCUCCCAAGACACCUUCACCGGCCUCACCUCCCUCAUGUUCCUAUCCAUGGUUAAUACAUCUCUGGUGCAGCUCCCCCAGCCCAGCCUCUGUCACCACACACCUAACCUCAGCUGGGUGGAUUUUGAGGGGAACCAGGUCUUAACCAUCAACUACUCCACUCUGAUAACCUGCAGCCAGCUCACUGUACUGGUUCCUCAACUGGCGGCCCCCAAGAUAUCGCUCAUAAAUACAUUGUUGGACAUCAACGACUGGAAAAGCGAUACAGCUCGUCAGGCGAGGGAUCCUGGGGAGAAGGUCCCGGGUGAGGCGGGGGAGCCUGGGGAGAAUGUCCCAUACGAGGCGAGGGAGCCUGGGGAGAAGGUCCCGGGUGAGGCGAGGGAGCCUGGGGAGAAGGUCCCGGGCGAAGAGAGGGAGCCUGGGGAGAAGGUCCCGGUCGAGGCGAGGGAGCCUGGGGAGAAGGUCCUGGGCGAAGCGAGGGAGCCUGGGGAGAAGGAGCCAGAGCGAGGAUUGGCGUGUGAGCCGGAGCGAGGCAUGGUUUGGGAGCCAGAGCAAGGCAUGGCGUGGGAGCCGGAGCGAGGCAUGGCGUGGGAGUUUGGCGAGCCGGGCCGAGGCAUGGCGUGGGAGCUUGGCGAGCCGGGCCGAGGCAUGGCGUGGGAGCCUGGCGAGCCGGGCCGAGGCAUGGCGUGGGAGCCUGGCGAGCGGGGCCGAGGCAUGGCGAGCCGGGCCGAGGCAUGGCAUGGGAGCCUGGCGAGACGGGUUGAGGCAUGGCAUAGGAGCCUGGCGAGACGGGCCGAGGCAUGGCGUGGGAGCCUGCGAGCCGGCCGAGGCAUGGCGUGGGAGCCGGCCGUGGCAUGGCGUGGGAGCUGGCCGAGCAAAACGAGGCUUUCGAGCCAGCUGAGGCAUAGAAGCCUGACGAGCCAGCUGAGGCAUCCCCGAUUGCUACUCGACAGCGAGCUGCACUGGGAGAUGGGACGCAAGUACAGCCCUGGCAACAUCUUCUCCACCAGCCCUGGCAACAUCUUCUCCACUAGCCCUGGCAACAUUUUCUCCACUAGGCCUGGCAACAUCUCCCCCCCUCCCUGUCCUGGCAACAUCUUCUCCACUAGCCCUGGCAACAUCUUCUCCACUAAUCCUGGCAACAUCUUCUCCACUAAUCCUGGCAACAUCUUCUCCACUAGCCCUGGCAACAUCUUCCCCCGAGGUCCCUGGAACAUAUCCCAUAAUCCUUUGUUCCACAUCUACCCGGGUCACUUUGACGACCUGACCCAGCUCCAGUCCCUGGGUCUGGAGGGUAUUGAGAUUCCAAACAUCCAGACCAAGAUGUUUCUACCCAUGGGAAACCUCUCACACAUGUAUGUUCUCUAUCUUAUCCCCCAUUCUCUACCAGGGUCUCUGUGUGGGUCAUGGCCUUCAUCACAUGCUUCGGGAACUCUACUUCUCAUCGGGAUGAGAUCCCUGAUCAGAGCGGAGAACAACCUGCACGCCGCCUGCAUCAAAGUCCUCUGCUGUGCAGACUGUCUGAUGGGUGUGUACCUGUUCUUUGUCGGUGUGUUUGAUGUGAAGUUCCGAGGGGAGUACAAUCGUAACGCUCUCCUGUGGAUGGAGAGUGUGGAAUGUCGAACCAUCGGAUUCCUGGCUAUGCUCUCCUCAGAGGUAUCUGUUCUGCUGCUGACCUACCUGACUGUGGAGAAGUUCCUGGUCAUCGUGUUUCCCUUCAGUCACCUGAGACCUGGAAAACUACAGACUGCGGUGGUGCUGUUAUCUAUCUGGGUGCUGGGGUUCAUCAUCGCCGUGGUUCCCCUGAUGAACGAGGACCUGUUUGGGAACUACUAUGGUCGUAACGGGGUCUGCUUCCCCCUACACUCUGACAGACAGGAGAAGCCCACUGCUAAAGGAUACUCUAUCGGAAUAUUCCUUGGUCUGAACCUGGCAGCGUUCCUAGUGAUAGUGUUCUCUUACUCCUCCAUGUUCUACUCCAUCUACAAGACUGGUAUCAACGCUACAGACCUGAGGAGCAGGCUACACAGAGACGUGGCUGUAGCUAACAGGUUCUUCUUCAUCGUCUUCUCUGACGCCCUCUGCUGGAUCCCCAUCUUCCUGGUCAAGAUACUGUCCCUGUUGCAGGUCGAGAUACCAGGUACCAUCUCAUCCUGGGUGGUGAUCUUUAUAUUACCCAUCAACAGUGCCCUGAACCCCAUCCUCUACACUCUGACUACCAGCUUCUUCAGAGAACAGGUGGAGGUCCUGCUGUGUCGUUGGCAGAGAAGGUCGACCCUGAAGAAGAGCAGGAAGAGCCUGACCUCUACUGUAUACAUAGAGGACUCAAGGAAUACACUCAACCAGCCUCCAGCAUACCUACCUACUGUACCCCGGGUGCCACUGGCUGAUAUGGAUCCUCGCUACGGGUGAAGGGGAGGUGGUAUGAGAGGGGGCCCCUCGUCAUAAGAAGGAGGGAGGGAGAAAGGAGGAGGGAGAGUAUGAAUGAGAGACAGGGGGGGAAAAAUGUCGGCCCCCCUAAUGACCUAUCUGCCCAGCAUGUCUGAUAUGGCUCAUUUGCUACCAGUGAGAGAGAACUAGACCGCUGCAUAUGAAUGGCCCGUUAGGACCAGGGCUGUUCUGAAGGGGUGCUGUUUUGAGACUAAUGGAUAGGGUGAUUACUACCGCAAAUCAAAAUGCCCUUUUGGGUACAAUAACCUAUUAGUUCUCAAAAGCUCUAAGCCUUUCAACUGGAGCAAACUCACCUCUUCCACAGUACAGUACCAAUGACACAAAUGGUACACAGACAAAUGUGUAGCGCCCACCUGUCGGGGACGGGGAGGAUGAACGGUGUGUUUACAUAUGAACUUUUCGUCAACAAACCUCUCUUUGUUUGUUUGUACAUAUUCUACUCAAUUGUGUGUUCCUUUGAACCUUCUAGAUUAGUGUUUCUUGUUUCUUAAAACAAAUCUACUUUGAAGGAAAACGUAUACACCUCACACACGUGGUUAUGGGCGAAGAAGUUAACCUGAACCAUGUCAGAUAGUUGAAAAUGUAUUCAAUGGCGAGUUUGCAUUCCAGUAUUGAACUUUAUGUACAUCACAUAAGACUGAACUAUAACAAAACCGUUUGACAUAGAAACAUCGGAUUUAUCGGCUUUAAUUAUUUUUUACAAUUUUAAAUGUUUAUUAAUUAUGCAAUUAUGAAAAAUAUUGAUAACAUUUCACCCAUAACGCCACCAGAGGGCGAUUUGGUCAUUUUACUGCAGGAACUAGUGAACUUUCUCCCUAAUCUGCGUACCAAAUGGCACCCGGUUUCCUAAGUAGGGCAUUACAUUUGACCAGGGCCCAGAGUAUAUUAUAGGGAACAGGGUGCUAUUUGGGAUACUUCCCUGGUUCUCUGUUCCUUGACUCUUACCUGGAAUGACCCGUCUGUGUGCUGUACAUUGGGAUACUUCCCUGGUUCUCUGUUCCUUUACUCUUCCCUGGAAUGACCCGUCUGUGUGCUGUACAUUGGGAUACUUCCCUGGUUCUCUGUUCCUUUACUCUUCCCUGGAAUGACCCGUCUGUGUGCUGUACAUUGGGAUACUUCCCUGGUUCUCUGUUCCUUUACUCUUCCCUGGAAUGACCCGUCUGUGUGCUGUACAUUGGGAUACUUCCCUGGUUCUCUGUUCCUUUACUCUUACCUGGAAUGACCCGUCUGUGUGCUGUACAUUGUCAGCUUUAUCUUAGCCGACUCUGUCGGUGCCAAUGUGUGUAUUACAUCUCUCUUUACCUGCGACUGUACAUGAGUAGCCUGAGGAAGAAUGGCUCACAGGGCAGGACCCCCUGUUUCUGUAGAGUGAAGCAGCUUCAACGAACAUCCUUACAGGAAAAUCACGUUUUACGGUAAACACUUCACGGGAUGAUAUUUCACAUUUAGUUUCAUGUGGAUUUUCACACUAACCUUACCAUUACAUUUCUCACAUGAUAUUUCACAUGAAGUGUCACAUGUGGAUUCAAUUUUUUUUUCUAGGAGAGAUUCACAAGCCCUGCAAAAGUCAUUAAUAUUCAACAUGUCCUCAACUGGGAUUUGAACUCACAACCUCUUGGUUCACAGCCAUUCUAAUCUUCCUGCUUAGUCAUUAAUAUUCAACAUGUCCUCACCUGGGAUAUGAACUCACAACCAUUCCAAUCUUCCUGCUUAGUCAUUAAUAUUCAACCUGUCCUCACCUGGGAUAUGAACUCACAACCAUUCCAAUCUUCCUGCUUAGUCAUUAAUAUUCAACAUGUCCUCACCUGGGAUAUGAACUCACAACCAUUCCAAUCUUCCUGCUUAGUCAUUAAUAUUCAACAUGUCCUUAACUGGGAUUUGAACUCACAACCUCUUGGUUCACAGCCAUUCUAAUCUUCCUGCUAGGCCACCAUGUCAGUAACUGAUUUCACCUGUAUUGCUACACUUUGGUCUUCAAAGUAAAUCUGAGUUUAGUUAAUAAGGAUUGGUGUCCCACUAGCAGGACAACUUCGGGUGAAACUGGAGAGCGUGCAAUUCAAAUAAAUAUUAUGGAUUUUAAACAUUUAUGUACAUACAAGUGUCUUACAUCGGCUGAAAGCUUAAAAUCUUGUUAAUCUAACUGCACUGUCUGAUUUACAGUAGCUUUUACAGCGAAAACAUAACAUGCGGUUGUUUGAGGACGGCGCCCCACAUCAAAAUAUCUUUCCACCGGCACAGGUUUAAUACAUUCACAUACAACGAUAAAAAAUUAUUACUUUUUUUUAAAUCGGAUUUGUCAUCCAAAGGGUCCCAGCUAUAACAUGUAGUGCCGUUUUGUUAGAUAAAAUCCUUCUUUAUAUCCCAAAAAGUCUGUUUAGUUGGCGCCAUCGAUUUGAGUAAUCCACUCGUUUAACUUGCAGAGAAAGGAAUCUGAAAAUCUACCCCUAAACUUUGUUUCAACAAGUCAAAAUACGUUUCUAUGUACUCCUCAGAUACACUAAAAUGUAAUCAAACUAUAAUAUUUCUUAUUGCAUCCAGGGAGAUCAUUUUCAAUAUGAGCUUUCUCUUGCAAUUCUAAGAGGAUGGUCUCUCAAAAGGAUUUGGAUUUUCUCCUACCAUAUGUUAUAUUCUCCUACCUUAUUUUAACAGUUCUACAAAUGUCCAAGUGUUUUAUUUCUAAUGGUACCAAUUAUACGCAUAUCCUGGCUUCUGGGCCUGAGCUACAGGCAGUUUACUUUGGGAAUGUCAUCCAGACAGGAAGUGGAGAAAAAAGGGGCCUAGCCCUAAGAAGUUUAAAAAAGUGGAUAUUCUACAGUCCACAUGUCUGUUACUGUAUAUUCUACAGUCCACAUGCCUGUUACUGUAUAUUCCACAGUCCACAUGCCUGUUACUGUAUAUUCUAUAGUCCACAUGACUGUUACUGUAUAUUCUACAGUCCACAUGCCUGUUACUGUAUAUUCUACAGUCCACAUGCCUGUUACUGUAUAUUCUACAGUCCACAUGUCUGUUACUGUAUAUUCUACAGUCCACAUGCCUGUUACUGUAUAUUCUACAGUCCACAUGCCUGUUACUGUAUAUUCUACAGUCCACAUGCCUGUUACUGUAUAUUCUACAGUCCACAUGCCUGUUACUGUAUAUUCUACAGUCCACAUGUCUGUUACUGUAUAUUCUACAGUCCACAUGCCUGUUACUGUAUAUUCUACAGUCCACAUGCCUGUUACUGUAUAUUCUACAGUCCACAUGCCUGUUACUGUAUAUUCUACAGUCCACAUGCCUGUUACUGUAUAUUCUACAGUCCACAUGUUUGUUACUGUAUAUUCUACAGUCCACAUGCCUGUUACUGUAUAUUCCACAGUCCACAUGUCUGCACAAAAUACCCCAUAAUGACAAGCAAAAACAGGUUUCUUUUUAUUUUGCAAAUGUGUGUAAUAUAUAUAUAUAUAU